AUGCCUCCCAAAAAGGAAGCCGGCGAUGGCCUUCUCAAGGAAUUCGAGGACCGCGAGACCAAGCUCAUUGCUGCCGCUUUCCUCUCCACCACGGGACCUGACAAAUUCGACUAUGACCUCAUGGCCGCUCUCACCGGCAACACGGUCGGCUCCCUCAAGAAGAUGUGGCCACCCGUGAAGCGCAAGGCCAUGGAAAAGUAUACAGGCUUUGCCAAGUUCCUCGGUCAGCCUAGCACUUCCACCGCCGCCGCUGCAUCCUCUCCGGCUCCCAAGAUAGCUGCUAGCAAGAAGCGCAAGGCCGCCAGCGAGGACGAGACUCCCGACAACAAUGCUAGCGGCGGUCGUACUGACUCUACCGCUGCUAUUGACAAGUCGGAUGGCAACAAGUCCAACUCCAAAAAGAAAACCCCCGUCGCAAAGAAGCCGGCCGGCCGUCCUCGCAAGCAGAUCAAGAUGGAGGAAGAAGAAGAAGAAGGAGGAGGAGGAGAGGGAGCAAAAGACGAUGCCAUGGACGAGCUUGAUGUGCACUCCGCUGGCGGCAGCGAUGGCCUUCGUGAGUACGCUCUGAGAAACGGUGUUUGGGGCUGGUGGGACGCUGCUAACGGUGAAGGAACAGACAACCAGGCUACCGUUGAUGAAGAGGAGAUUUAG
This is a messenger RNA of Plenodomus lingam JN3, 651 nucleotides long. The record is from RefSeq and is a predicted model, not a curated record. NCBI's taxonomy places the organism in Eukaryota, Fungi, Ascomycota, Dothideomycetes, Pleosporales, Leptosphaeriaceae.